AAUGCACACAGUGUCGGGUUUGAAAUACGGAGAAAUCAUCCGUUAGUCGCCUCAGGAGCUUCGGCACGAAUUCCCUCCUCAGCUGCCGUUAAGAGAAGCAUUCGGUGCAUCUUGUCUUGGGGUUUCACUUUCCAUCAACAUUUUCUGACGAAACAUAGAGCUGUCCAGCGCAACUGCGAUUUGUAAUUGUGUAGCAGAGAUCUGCAGCGCCAGUAAACGCUGAUUUAAAAUACGAUAAGACGUGUAGAAAGAUGAGAUUGAUGUGCGUGAGGUUUCUACGCCGAGUAAACGAAAGAAUCUGAUAGAAUCCGCCUUGACAACGCGGACAGGAACAUAAUUAUUGGAUUUAGAGACAAGAGUGUUCAGAACGGUGUAACUUUGAUGAGUGCUGCAGUGAACAUCGGUCAAGAGAAACGAUCAAAUAUGUAGACGAGCGGACGGAGUCAGAAGGAUGCUGUGAGGUGAUGCUGUAACACAUUAAACAGCGUUCAGCGGAGUCAGCACGUUAUGUUAAAUCUAUGGACUGCGGUUGUAGGCAAGAUAUCCGAGGAGCAUUGGGCCAGUGCGCGUUUAGAAACGGCGUGUUUUUAAGUGCUCAUCUCGAUUAGAGAUAGAUCGGGAGCCAAUAGCUACACUUCUAGUACUAACUCUGCUGGAUGUUACCCAAAGGGAAUAUUGAACUGGACUAGACAGGCUGCUGAAACCCAUGUGGUUCAGACAUUUCUUUCCUGGAUAUGGAUAAUACGCUAUGUUACGUUUCCAGCCAAACAUACCAACGUUGGUGAUCAACUGCUUUUUUACCCCUACACAUUUUGUAUAAGAUUUUUUUAUUCUAGCCCCCCUCCCCCCUUUUUGCACCUGCUUUGCUUUGUCAAAGCUCACAGACCGCUUUAGUGCGCGCCUGCCCUUACUUACAUCUCCUUAAAUCGUGCAUGGAUUCUACAUGAAGUGGGGUUUUGCGAGGUCUGCAGUGAUGCUCCCAUUUACCGCUAUCGCUUCUCACAUCACGUUGAAUAAUAGACUGCCUGUAAAUGUUUGGGAAGAGAAAAUCGGUGGGCAUUAAAUUAUGAAUGUUGAACAAAAUGACCUCUUACCAUCAGCGCCAGAUGUUGAGAGGUCCUAGAUGGAAAGGGGCUUGGUUUGACCCCUUGUUUCUCCUGCUUUUAGCCCUGCAGUUACUUGUCGUCGCUGGAUUGGUGCGAGCUCAAACCUGUCCAUCCGUAUGUUCCUGCAGCAACCAAUUUAGUAAGGUCAUCUGUACACGCAGGGCUCUAAAGGAUGUCCCUGAUGGCAUCUCCACCAAUACACGGUAUCUAAACCUUCAGGACAAUCAAAUACAAGUGAUCAAAGUAGACAGUUUCAAGCAUCUCCGACACCUAGAAAUUCUUCAGCUUAGCAGGAACCACAUCCGCAACAUUGAGAUUGGCGCCUUUAAUGGGCUGACCAGCCUUAACACUCUGGAGCUCUUUGACAAUCGCCUCACAACCAUCCCAAAUGGCGCCUUUGAGUAUCUCUCAAAACUGAAGGAGCUUUGGCUUAGGAAUAACCCUAUCGAGAGCAUACCAUCUGAUGCCUUCAGUCGCUUGCCGUCCCUGCGGAGGUUGGAUCUGGGGGAGCUAAAGCGUCUCUCCUACAUCUCAAGUGGAGCAUUUCAGGGAUUGAGUAACCUUCGCUACUUGAACCUGGGCAUGUGUAACCUCAAAGAGGUCCCUAACAUCCAGCCCUUGAUUCGCUUGGACGAGUUGGAAAUGUCGGGGAAUCAGCUCACCAUGAUCCAACCCAGUUCUUUUAAGGGCCUCAUCCAUCUUCAGAAGCUGUGGAUGAUGCACGCCCAGGUCCAAACCAUAGAACGGAACUCCUUGGAUGACCUGCAGUCGUUAAGAGAGCUCAACCUGGCACACAACAACCUCUCCUUUUUGCCCCAUGAUCUCUUCACGCCUUUGCGCCACCUGCAGCGAGUGCAUUUGCAUCACAAUCCUUGGAACUGUAACUGUGACAUUCUUUGGCUGAGCUGGUGGCUGAGAGAGACUGUCCCGACGAACACCAGCUGCUGUGCACGCUGCAAUUCCCCUCUCAGCCUCAAGGGGCGCUACAUUGGUGAGCUGGACCAGAGCUACUUUCAGUGCUAUGCCCCGGUUAUUGUUGACCCACCAGCGGACCUCAAUUUGACUGAAGGAAUGGCAGCAGAGCUCAAAUGUCGGACGAAUUCAGUGACCUCGGUCAGCUGGCAAACACCAAAUGGCUCCAUCUUAACACACGGGACGCUCAAGAUGCGCAUCUCUGUCCAAAAUGAUGGAACGUUAAACUUCACCAACAUCACCGUCCAGGACACGGGAACCUACACUUGCAUUGUAAGCAACACGCUGGGCAACAUUUCAGCUUCUGCUGUCCUCAAUGUGACCACCGUUGACAACAGUGGUUUCAGCUAUUUUACGACGGUGACCGUAGAGACAAUAGAAACCCCAAACAAUGGGGACAGUAGGACACCGGUGCAGCCCUCUUUUGGCUGGGCUUCAUCCUCAACCACAAGGGGAACACCCAUCGCCACAGAGAGGGCGUACACCCUUCCUGUGACUGAGAUAGACAUGGAUGGGGCUCUCAACGGCUUGGAGGAGGUGAUGAAAACCACCAAGAUCAUCAUCGGCUGCUUCGUGGCCAUCACACUUAUGGCUGCUGUCAUGCUCAUAAUAUUCUACAAGAUGCGCAAGCAGCAUCACCAGCAGGAUCACGAUGGACCGUCCCGCUCCAUUGAGAUCAUCAAUGUUAAUGAGGAGCUAACAAGGGUUCCAGCCAUGGAGAGUCACCUGAAUCUUCCAGCUGUUGAGCAUGAUCAUUACAAGUACUAUAAUUCCUACAAAACUGAUUAUAACCACUUGGCCACUCUCAGCUCUUUGCAUAGUUCGGCGCAUGAACCUUUACUUAUUCAAGCCAGCUCAAAGGAUAACGUACAGGAGACGCAAAUUUAACCAUGCUUUCAUUUGGAUGAACUAAACUGUACUAAUGAGGUUUCAUAUUCGGUUGCGGACAUGCUUUCAUGAAGGCAGCAGCUUGAAAUAAGACAUUCAACAGUGUCAUUGAGAGUCUGGGUGUAUGUAUUAUUUUAACAAGUGUCUUUACAAAUCUUAUUUAUUGAAGAUAUGUGAAGUGACUCUAUCGUGAAUCAUAAAAAAGAUUUUAUAAUUUUUCUCUUUUUCAAUGCAGACUGGGAGAAUUAAUUCUAUCAUUUGUCGCUCAAAUUAAGUUAAAUUAAGACUACAGUUAUUGUUGUUUUUCACUCUUGGCAUAUUACAUCCCUUUGCUUAAACCUGUUUUUGUAUUCUGAGACCCUCAAUCCUUUAAACAAAUACUGGCCAAUAAAUACACACCAGACUUCAAAUUGCAUGGAGCAUUUAGAUAUGAAUAGCAGGCCCGAUGGCUGCAGCUGCAGUAGAGAUGUAAAGAAACAGUUACAUUUUCAAAUGAAAUUGUCAGCCUGGAUUUGAUAUUUUCUGUUGUUUUUAAAAGUCCCACUUUACAAAUGCUACUAAACAAUCCUACCAUACCAAAUGUUUUUAUUACAUGGCAAAUUUUCUUGUUGGUUAAAUUGGAUAGAAAUUCUACUUAUUUUUAUGACACAAGGUACCCAGAAAUGACACACACACACAUUGUUUUCCUUUCAAAUUUUUUAUUAAUCUUAAAAAGCAUUUUGUGGAUUUGACUGUGGAUUUUCUGCCCUACCAAAUUUCCAAACAAACAUGUUUAAUGUUAGUAAGGACUUCCCCAUUUGCUGCAAGUUAAUUUAUCUUAUUUAUUUAACAUCAAUUCAAUUGUGAUUUGAUAUCAUAAUUUAAUAGUUGACAUUCUCAAGUGAGUAUCUUGUAUCUAUGUUAUCAACUGUAAUUGCUUUAAACUGAGUUUGAAUCCCAAUACUGUGAAAUUAAACAAAUUAGUUUGGAGAUUGGCACACUUCAUUCCAGCACAGGUAAGAACGACAUCCAUUUAAUUGUCCCUACUUUGUUAGACAUUUUUCAGUUCUAAUAAAAAAAGUAAAGCUUGUCACAGUAAUUAGCAAUAAAAAGGGGGCGGGAUUAGUGAAAGCUCAAUAACAACAAAUUCCUUGCCAAUAACAUACAGUAUGAACUAAACAUUAAUGAUAUAUCAUUGAACAUAUGAUUUGUACAAUAGUUGCCCCAAAACCAAAUUUGUGUGACUUUAAACCAAAACACCGAAAUGUAAUUUUCAUGGCAUGUAAGACUAGACCUGAGUGGCUAAAGAAGAGAAAAUUGGAUUUGAAGUCUCCUGCGCUAUGAGGAAAUAAAUAAUAAAAUAAAAUAUAGCCUGGUAAAGUCACUAUGGAAACCAAUGACCUACUGAGAAUUGCACUGUCUGAACAAAAUAUGUCAUAUGAUUGUAGCCCAGCACAGAAAUGGUUAUUGUUUUUUUGAGAGGUGCAUUAAUUGUUUCCAACAGAAAUGAUUGGUCAACCACAGGGUUUUACUGUGAAUGUGCUCUCUUUAUAUAUACCGUCAGCUUUAAUUUGCUGUUUUUACCAUACUCUACAGAAUGUUAUAUUUAAUUUGCUGUGUAUUUUAAUAUUAUCAUUUUACCUGGUCGUACGUUCCCUAACAUGUGUGUGCAUCCAUACAAAAAUGCAUGCAAAGCAUAUGUUUGUAUACCAUUUGUGUAUGCCUUUACAUAAAACCUCAAUUCUUUUUCCACAGUUGUGUUUGGUGCUUUUUUAUGUUUCUCAUGGUCAAUGCUAGAAUGAUGUUGUAUGUCACACUUCCACUUUUAAUCAUUUUGGAAAGCCUGCUGUUUUCUCACUAGCCAGCGCUUGAAGUUAACUUCAUCUGAUUUUAUGUCAAAGGUUUAAAAAGGUACAUGAUGACUAUACCUUUAAUUCAUCAUGACUAUAUUAAUCUUAGAAAGACAUGUUUGACAGCAGGGAAUUCAUCAGAUAACAUAAUGUAUGCAGAACAUUAUAACCAACCCUACAUUUUAGCUUAUAUAUUUAUCAGUCUUUCAUUGAGAAUUACUAAUCAGUUUCUGAGAUCAAGUAAACAAACGUUACUUUCCAUCAUUUCCUAUUGAUUUAAUGGUUAAUUCUACUUGUCAUUUAUUCUUUGGCCUAAACCUUUUACUUUUACCCUCAUUGCUAUUCACAUUCUGUAUGAAAGAUGAAUUAUAACCCCAUAAGUUUACAUUACAUAAACCAUUGAUUCAAGUGUAUUUUGUUUUUGCUUUUUUCAUUUUAUUUUUGUAUCAAAGUAAAAAAAAUAUUCCUACUAUUUUUAUUGUACAUAUACAAUACAACAGGUGGGACAAAUUGUCUCAAUAAAAAUUAGCAUUGGGCCCAAAAAUAUGAAAAUGUCUGUUUUCAGAGGGUUUGUACAUGAAUGCUAGCUUGCUCUUAUCUCUUUCAGCGUUCCUGAGCACAGCAUCCGUUACUGAAUAGAUCAAUGAUGCCUACACGGUCUACAUAUAGAAAUUCUGUGAUGUUGGACUAAACCAAUUCUCUUUGGUUUUCUUCUUGUGAUUUGUUUGUUAUUGGUAACUCAUUUUAGAUUUCUAUGCUAAGCUGAAGUGGUUUUUUUCUUUAUGGCAAGAGAAUGUCUGUUUAUUGACACAACUCUACGAGAACUGUUAUUGAAAAUAACCAAUAAUAUUUCUGUCAAAUUUCAUAUUUGCUGAUCAGUUCAUAAUGCUUUGGGAAUACAGCUAACUAAACGUUAACCAUGAAAAAAUAUAAAAUACAAGAGAUUGUAGUUCAUACAGUUACAUGCUGUAAAUGUAAAUAAAAUGUCUUUUUCU
Messenger RNA from Triplophysa dalaica, 5790 nucleotides. RefSeq names its product leucine rich repeat containing 4C, genome duplicate b (gene lrrc4cb). The transcript is spliced from 2 exons. The record is from RefSeq and is a predicted model, not a curated record. Gene Ontology annotation, biological process: modulation of chemical synaptic transmission; regulation of axonogenesis; synaptic membrane adhesion. Gene Ontology annotation, cellular component: glutamatergic synapse; plasma membrane; postsynaptic density membrane. The coding region runs from base 1071 to 2966 and encodes 631 amino acids. Gene Ontology annotation, molecular function: cell-cell adhesion mediator activity. Lineage: Eukaryota; Metazoa; Chordata; Actinopteri; Cypriniformes; Nemacheilidae.